CGCGAGCACUCCGUGACUCCCCUUCAGUUCUCCGUUCAGCCUCCUGGAAUAACCUGGGCGCACGUUUUCAUUUAUUUUUUAAAAAUUGUUUCUCCAUUUGGAUUUACGCACGCGCGCGCAAUCACGAUGCGGUCUUGGUCGUUUCUUGCGCCGCUGCUGCUGCUGCUGCUGUCGGUGCCGCGCGCGCUCUCCGGCGGAGAGUACUGCCACGGCUGGCGGGACGCGGCGGGUGCACGACACCGCGGAUUCCGCUGCCCCGAGCGCUACGACGGCGAGGGCGCGCGCUACUGCUGCGGCUCGUGCUCGCUGCGCUACUGCUGCGCCGCGCCAGACGCGCGCCUCGAUCAGAGCACGUGCCCCGCCGAGUUCGACUUCUACACCGAGGGAGCGCGAGACGUCCCCCCGACCCUUCCCACUUAUCUGCCCUUCGUGAUCGUAGUGAGCGCCUUCCUGUCCUUCGUUGUACUCGGAGCGAUGAUCUCCGUGUGCUGCUGUCACUGUAUGAAGCCGAAGCCCAGCGACCGGCCCGGUCCCACCCAGACCAGUUUGCUGGAAUCCAGAGGUCCGUCGCUUAAAAGCUCCACGCCGUCGUGUACGUCCAACUCCGGGCUCCACCCGUCUCGUCCGAGUCCGUCAGAUCUCAGCGCGUACAGUGCGUUUCCACCAACAUUUGUUCCUCCGCUCCACCAGGGGGCGCCACAGUUUUACCAAAAUUAUCCUAAUUAUCCACUGCCUCCGGAGCACACCAUGCUGAUCGCGCCGGCGUUUCUGGACACACACGGGCACGGCCCACCUUUCCAUCAGGACCCCGUCUACCCCACUGUCACCGUCUGAUGAUGUCACAGGACUACAAACAAGUAGCAAGUACAAGCAUGAAAAGGCUAACUGAAAAAAAGCAGCAUGGUAAUGAAGGUGAAGAAGAAGAUCACAGCCAUCCCCGUCCCAUCUCCUAUCACAGGACUAAAAACAAUUAGUGUCAGGUUCCUGAAUGUUCCUGAAUUUUUGUGUGUUUGCACUCCAACAUAUUUUAGCAGUGAAAAUCAAAAACAUUUACGAACAUGGUGUAGAAAUCCUCUCAGAAAUCCUGUCACGUUAGCCAUCUAGCUAGCAUUAGCUGUAAAAGUAUUAAUACACCUCGAACACUCUCUCAGAAAAACGUCAGAAAUUAGCUGACGUUAACCAGAUAGCUAGCGGAAGCAAUCGAGAACCACGUGCAAUUCUGCAUACGUCUUUAAAUGUCUCUUUAAAUCCUUGUCAGAGUUGGCACGUGUUAGCUAGCCAGCGUAAGCGACGAACAUUACGAUCGUUUAUGAAUAAAUGAAUUCAUAAACAUUAUGAAAUAUUCAUAAUAUCUCAGAAACCAUGUCGUUAUUCCGUGUUCACUAGCUAGCUAGCAAUAUGCAGUGAAGCUUCUGUACAUUUACGAGUAUGAUUGAAAAAUCCUCUCAGAAAUCCUCCCAGAUUAGCUUAUGCUGGCUAGCUUGCUAGUGUUAGUAUCAAGGGGAAAGAAAUCCUGCCAUUAACUGCUGUUGACUAGUUGGGUAGAAUAAGCAGUUUCAGAUUAGCUCAUGUUUGUUAACUAGCUAGCAUUAGCAGUGAAGAUCGUGUGUGUUUAUGAAAACGAUGGGGAAAUCCUGUCAGGAAUCCUUUCAGAUCGUGUUAUGCUUGCUAGCUCGCUAGCAUAAUCCGUGAAGAUUGUGUCUGUUCCUGUGUAUGACUUCAAAACCCUGUCAGGUUAGCUCAUGCUAAUCUGCUCCUUCAUCCUCGUGUGUUUUGUGUAAUGUUGCUUCUUAUAGGAGUGAAUUCUGUUUCAAACAUUUCUGUAAAAUUAUAAUUGUUUUAAACUCGCUGAUUAGAGUUUGUUAUUUAAGCCAAAAAAAAAAAGAGAGAAGCAAUAAAGUCUUAUUUUUAAAAAAAUACUUGGAUGAGUGUGUGAUGAUUUACACGUACAGUGUGCACAGCGCUGAAGUAAAGUUAGCGACAUUCUCUAGCACUUUGUGGUUUUAGUGUGUGUGUGUGUGUGAAGCCACAGCAGGAGAUCUGAAAGACAAUAGACUGAAAUUGUCCUCACACCCCUGAGAUAGACGAAGCCCAGGUGGAGACGGUGUGUGUGUGUGUGUGUGUGUGUGUGUGUGUGUA
This is a messenger RNA of Ictalurus furcatus (blue catfish), 2139 nucleotides long. RefSeq names its product shisa family member 2a (gene shisa2a). The transcript has 2 exons. The record is from RefSeq and is a predicted model, not a curated record. NCBI's taxonomy places the organism in Eukaryota, Metazoa, Chordata, Actinopteri, Siluriformes, Ictaluridae. The coding region runs from base 127 to 834 and encodes 235 amino acids.